AUGCCCAUUUCACAGUCAAUAUUGCCUAUUGAUAAUUCACAAAUAUUGAUUCCGUGUAGAGAGAGAAAACUAGAUCAAAACGGAAAUAUUUCAGCUUCUGAAGAACAGCAUAAGAUUGAGUCUUCCGGUGAAAAUUCCAAUUUUGGUAGUAUUUGUAUGUCGACUAGUGGUAAUACUGAUCAUUUGAUUACAGCAGUUCACAAUGUUCAACCCUUUCAAACUGUCCAAUCAUCUUCAUUCCUUAUAAAUAAUGAAUCACGAGCAGUAGAGUUGUACGAGUAUAUACCUUCACGUUAUACCGGUUUGUCUACAUCCGAUGUCCAGCUGCUUCAAUUGAAUCAGAUUUGUCAAAGUAUACCAAAUUCCCAUGGACUAGUUAAUUCUACAGAGACAAUAACAAUACGACCAGACACUAAUCAACUUUCAUUCAAUACUAACGAACAAAAGAAUACAAAUGAUUUCUUGAAACAAAAUCAAUUGAGUAGUGUAUCAGCAAAUACAAUUGGAAGUGUAACUAAGAAAUCUGUUACAGAUCCAUUUUGCUUGAAUUCAGAUGAAAGAAGUCAUCAGUCAAGCAUUGUAGUAAACCAUCAUCGUCGUCAACAUCGUCAUCAUUAUGUCCAGCCGAUAGUUACACAUUCUUUGAAUCAAACAAUGAAUUCUUUACCGCCUUCAUCAAUUAGUAGUGAAAAAAGUCAAGAUGAUAAUAAUGAUAAUGAUCGUAAUAGCCAACUAGACAAUAAUCAUUUAACCAGUCAUGAAGCUUAUUCCUGUCGAAAUCAUGUUGAUGGAUUUAGUUCAAUCCUGACAAGUGCAGUAUCGGGUGAACGACCUCCAUUACCUGAAAGACAAACAGUUGAAGCAAUUUACAUGAAGAAAUCAAAUACGAAAAUGGUUCAAACUGGAGAUUUGUCUGUUGAAACUGGUGAUGUUGGUGGUGGUAGUAUUGGCACAUGUCCUGCAACCUACAGACUGGAAUCAGAAAGCUUUGAACAUUUGAAACAAGAAAGUAAUUCACGUGCUAAGUUGAAUGAAUGUCUUGGGAUGAAGGAGUAUGCUAAUGAAGUAGCAGAUACAGGUAUUCCAGAGAAGUCUACAAAUGCAGGAGUUCUACCUUCAGAAUAUACUCCUUCUCCUCCUCCUCAUCCUCAUCCUACUACUACUCCACGAUCAACACUUGUCGCUCAAUUGAGAUAUUCACUGUUGAAACAAAAGCUUAAGUUAUUACGUGCUCGAGAUGCUUAUUAUUUACGCAGACGUAUAGUUAGUCAUCUUGAAAAAUUCUUAGAUCAAGCAAUUACAUCUGAUUCAUGUAUUUCAUUACCAAAUUCUAUACCAGAAGAUUGGGAUACCGAUACAGCUUCUGUAUUGUCAGAUUUAUUUGAUGAUAACGGCGGUAAUUUCAGUAAAUCUGGUGUUGGUGUUCAUCCAACCAUUCCUGAAUUCAAUCCCUUCAAAAAUAAUCAUUCAGACAAUAUGAUAAAAAGUUCAGAAAGAAAAUCAACUAGUGAUAAAUGCGUUUGCUGUCCUGAUAAGCGACAUUCAACACAGGAAGAAAAUGUUCAAAGGAAAGAGAGUAAAUCCGCCUUGAAGAAAUCCUGUUUCAAUCAAGAUGGUUGUUGUCAAAAUGAUUCAACUGAAGGUUUUAAGACAUGUACUCAAGAAGGUGAUAAUUCAGGCAAUAGGCAAGCGAAGUCAAGCAGUUCACCUGUUAUACAUCAAAAAUUCCAAUGUGACAGAAAACCUACCACCACCACCCAGUUCGCGGAUCUCAAAAAACGAGCAGAACAUCAAUUAGGCGAAAUGAUAAUGAAGUUAAAGACUAAUCAGUCUGAUUCACCUUCACAAUCAACAACAGCAUCCUGUCCAUGUAUGCACUGUGAAAACUGUCGAUCAAUACUUGCCGGUUACAUUACUGAUGGUAUUAAAUUCACUAAGUCUUAUGAUGAUGAUGAUGGCGGUUAUCGUCAAUCCUCAAAAUAUACUCCUAUGCGGAAAUUGUUCGUGGCUGAAGCAUGUGCUGCAUCAGGUGGAAUUUCUUGGUUUCAACCGUUAAAUCAAAGUCGUUUGAACAACAAAAAUAUUGAAAGAAAAUCAGCAAAGGAUAAUAAACGAUCUAAUGUGAUAAAGUGUCUUUAUCGAGAGAUCCCUUGUCGUUUUGGUGUAUCAUCAACUAUGAAUCAAUCGAUUGGCAGUGAUGACCACCAACAGCAGUUGGGAAGGAAAUACACUACCGCUACUGCUGCUGCUGCUGCUGCUAACUGUCUACACACUUUGCAUAAUCAUUCAUGUCAUAAUGGAGGUGAAGGAUUCUGUGAUACUGAGUCGAAUGAUUCAUCUACCGCGAAACAGAAGUCUUCUAGUGAAGCGGAAGAGGUUGAAGAAGGAGAUAAUAAUGUUAAAGAAAAACCUGAAACACUCAAAUCAUCAAUAAUAACCAAAAUGAGAUGCAAUCAACAUCAAGACACAGAAAGCUUUUCAUCUAGCAUCACUGAUGGGGUGGUGGUAGAUUUACACCCUGGACAAAAGAAUUCCCCAAUAUCUAAAAGAAUAACCUAUGAAAUUCGAGAUAAUAUUUAUGGUGCUGAAAGCAAUAUACAAACGCUUUUUAAAAAACGUAUGUCCGCCUGGAUAUCGCGGUGUGAAGAACGUCAAAAACGGUUGCAUUUAGCCUCAGCAGAACGACGUUAUCAAAAGGCAAUGGAUAUGGAACGUACCCAACUCUUUCAUCCAACUUUAUCGGAUCAAUACACUAGACGACCGCUCAGCUCACACUUGUCUAAAGUUGAUCCAUGUCAUUGUGGUUUUGAAAGUGGUGUUGGUGGCAGUCGUCGUGGUGAUCGUUCAACUUGGCGAGAUAUCAGUAAUUGUUGUGUUCAUUGUUUUCGAAAUUCGAAUAAUCAAACUGCACAGUCAAACAGAAGUAAUAAUGGUGAUGGUGGCGGUUGGGGUGGUGAUGAUAACCGCUGCUUAAAUCCUAUGAGCUCUAGAAAGGAUGUUCGACAAGCUUCAGUAAACCUUCCAAGUCAUAGAUCUACUCUCAGUUAUAAAACAAACAGUGGGAGAAGAUCAGCACGAUCAGGAAAUGAAACCAGAUCAUAUAGGAAUUAUGUACAAAAUCAAGUUUACAUACAAGAAAGCAAACUGGCUCAAUUACGCGUUAAUCGAUUGAGAAUGAAAAUUUACGGUGAAAAAAUUCUACGUUCUGUACUUCAAAGACGCGGUCCAUGGUCGAUGACUUUCAAAGAGGUUUAA
This is a messenger RNA of Trichobilharzia regenti, 3255 nucleotides long. Lineage: Eukaryota; Metazoa; Platyhelminthes; Trematoda; Strigeidida; Schistosomatidae. The record is from the annotation of a GenBank genome assembly.